UGUUACAAAUAAAACUUAUUCAACUUUGAUAUAAUAUAUAUAUAUAUAUAUAUAAAUAUAAAAAAGCUUCAAAAUGUCAACGUCCUCAAGAUCAAGCCUGUCCUCGUUAUUUAUCUUGGAGGACCACCAACGACGCAUUAGCAACAUCGGAUGUUUGAUGCAUUUAAUUAAAGGAAGUAUCGGGCCCGGUCUUCUGAUGCUACCUUGGGGCGUGAGGCAUGCAGGCAUAAUUGCUGGACCAAUUUAUAUGGUUUUGAUAGCCCUCAUAAACAUGCACUGUAUGCAGAUAUUGGUUAAAAGUUCAAGAUACCUAUGCAAUUAUCAGCCCUGGACUACGGUGACCUUGGAUAUUAUAGUGUAUUAUAUGGUCCCAUUCAAAGAUUACAACCCAUGCAUCAAAAGCAGAAUUUUUGUCAACGCUUGUCUUGUUCUGACUCAAUUCGGAAUUUGUUGCGUCUUUGUCUUAUUUGUUGGUCAAAAUAUACGACAGGUUUUCGCCGUUUACUGGGAGAAUAUACCAGGAAAUCGAGUUUUUAUGGCAUUGCUCAUCAUUCCGGUUAUCUUGCUCACAUUUAUUGAAAAUCUUCUGUGCUUGCUUGGUUUUCAACAGCUGCGAAUGCCGCAAUUCAUUUCCGUUGGGAUGAUAUUGAGAUAUUUAACACCGAAUUUGCCGCCCGUGACAUCAAGGCCUUUUAUAGCAGAAAUAACUGAUUUUCCUUUGUUCGUUGGUGGCGUCAUAUAUGCCUUUGAAGGCAUAGGAGUGAUUCUACCUCUGGAAAAUGCAAUGAGAACGCCAGAAUACUUUCCCAAAAUUAUCUAUAUCGGGAUGACAAUGAUAUCUAUACUGUACAUUGUGUUUGGAUUUAUUGGAUACUUGAAGUUUGGCUCGAAAGCUUGUGGAAGUAUUACACUGAAUCUCCCGAUUACUCCAUUCUAUGAAACCGCUCGCGUCUUAUAUUCGUUUGCUCUUUUCGUCACCUAUCCUCUACAAUUUUAUGUUAUAAUGGAAAUCAUAAGGGCAUCUAUUGAUCCAGAUUCAAAACUUAAAACUAAGUAUUUGCAAUGGACAAUCAAAGCAUUAAUUGCAACAUUUUCCUGUGUAUGUGCAAUUGCUGUUCCAAGCCUCGGAAAUUACAUUUCGCUCGUAGGAACAACUGUCACAACUACGUUGGCUAUAAUUCUUCCCGCAGUGAUUGAAACCUUGACUUUUCAUGAAAAAGCUGGAACCACAUAUCAACCAAUAGGAGACGUGACAGCUGGUAACGCGUCCAGCAGUGAUGAAGAAAAUGAAAGAAAUGAAAAAAACGAAGAAGCCCUGCAUACGAAAAGUUGCGGCCAUUGGAAUUAUGCAAAAACGCAUUCAUCAUAACAUUUGGAACUAUAGCGGUGUUCUGUUGGUUCAGCUGCUGUAUUGAAAAGCAUCAUAUUGACUAUGAAGCAUUAUAAUCCAGAACCACGUUUGCAGUGGCGGUGUGGCAGCAUUGAAAAAUACGACGUAUUUCAACUCAACUAUACGGCUUGGUGUGGAUGUCUAAUUAGCAAUCAGUAGUUUAUUUUUCAUCAUGCUGAAAACACGCACUGAAUUUAGGAAUCGCAAUAAAUUAUGAAAAUAAUAGCAUGUCACGGCGAGAGGAGACGCGGAAGCUAUAUUUAAGUAUCAGUGAUAUAAUAAUAAAAUGACUCGACGUAA
Molecule: messenger RNA, 1690 nt
Organism: Styela clava
Lineage: Eukaryota; Metazoa; Chordata; Ascidiacea; Stolidobranchia; Styelidae
Source: RefSeq, a predicted model, not a curated record